UUUGUUGAUGCUGAGCGAUAUUUUGAGACUGCAUCGCGGGGUGAAGAUGCCGGCGUUUUUUCUACAAUUUCGCCUGUCUCCUCCUUGAACGGAACGAAGGAUAACAUUUUCAAGUCUUGGGCUGCAAUGUUGGAUGUAACGACAAGUUCGACGAUGUAGGAAAUCUUAUUUGAUACUUGCAAAUGAAUGGAGGUUCAGAGGUGAGGGGAUUUCUACAACAUCACAUACCAUCAACGAUGAGUGAAGUUUGCUGCUCAUGUACGAUGGUGAUUAUAUCAUCGAUUGAAGGCAACCCCAGGCCUGCACUGCUUUGUGAAUUGACAAGGUGAUGAUCAACCACUUCGUCUUCUAUGGUUCAAUAUGAACUACGGCAGAAGGAUCUCUCUGCCAAAGUUCAAGACAAAAGUUAAACUUGAAAUGUACGAUGAAUCCAGUGAAGGUGACAAGCAAGGGUGUAAAAGAAAGUGUCGCAAUGCAAGUGAAAAGAAGCGCCGAGAUCAGUUCAACUGUCUUAUCCAGGAACUUGGAUGCAUGGUGUCCUCCAAGAACCGCAAGAUGGACAAGUCAGCGGUUCUCCGCUCGACCAUCAACUUCCUUAAAGUUCAUAAUGACAAUGCUCUCAAAUCAGAGACUUCAAUCAAGGAGAAGUGGAAGCCAUCCUUUCUGUCGGACAACGAGUUCAGUCAGCUGAUGCUGGAAGCAUUGGAUGGAUUCCUCAUUGUCUUCUCACAACAGGGGCACAUCUUAUACACAUCCUGCAGCAUUACCUCACUCUUAAGACAUUUACCCAAAGACUUAGAAAGUUGUACAAUAUAUGAAUUAGUCCACGAAGACGACCGACCCAAGAUCUUCAAGAUUCUGUCUGAGGUGGAGACGAACCAGGGCAAUGAGGAGGAUCUUGUCAGCAAACGCUUUACAUUCCACUGCCAGAUGAGAAGGGGAUCGCUGCUCUCCAAAGAUCUCGCUGAGUAUGAGCUUGUUAAAUUCCAUGGCAACUUCACCCUUAUCAAUAAUGAGGAAGGCAUUCUACCCCUCGAUGUGGGGUUAACGCGCUACUGCUUUGUGGGGACAGUUCGUUUACAGACAACUCAACUCAGUCGUGAGAUGGCCACAUUCAGUGAGCAACAAAACAAGUUCAUGUCAAGACACAGUCUAGAUUGGAAGUUUCUUUUUCUGGACCAUAGAGGACCUCCGAUAAUCGGAUACUUGCCAUUUGAAGUGCUGGGUACAUCUGUGUAUGAUUACUACCAUCAAGAUGAUCUGGAGAAAGUUGCACACUGCCAUGAAGCAUUGAUCCAAAUCAGCGAGGGGAUAUCGUGCUACUAUCGUUUCUUGACCAAGGGACAGGAGUGGAUCUGGCUGCAGACACGUAAUUACAUCACGUACAACCAAUGGAACUGCAAGCCAGAAUUCAUCGUAUGCAUGCAUCAAGUGGUCAACUAUGCUGAAGUUCGCAAUGAUGUCAACACAUCUCUGAACCUUACCGAGGACUCGAGAGUAGCCGCGGACAAGUCUGACAGCGGGGCGACAAUGGACUCCCAUACCAGCACUUCUGAUACUUGUAUGUCGGCAUCCAUUUCACCAGCAUCCUCGAUCGAUGGAGAACACUUCCCUAAAAAGCACAAGAAGACCAAGACGUCUUUAGAUAGUUUUCACAACAGUGGAAGCAGCGUUGAGGUAAUCCGCAAGUCUAGCCAGCCAGCACAUAAACCUUCAUCCCACCAACCUACCGUCCAAUCUCACCAGCCAAACCCACCGAGGCCCCACUACCUUCCACCCCCACUUCAGUCCAACAUCAGCAGUCCCAAGAGCACCUGUACAGACACAAGUAGCCACCUGCAUUCAGAUCAAGAAGUUUUUCCAAGUUCUUCCUCGAACAUCAGUGUGCAGCCAGCCCAUGACUUCAACAAAAACCACUUACAGCGGCAGCAGCAAAAACAACAACAGCAACAACAACAACAACAGCAACAACAACAGCAGCAACAACAGCAGCAGCAGAAUUCCUUAGCACCUGAGCUGGUCAUGAUCCAGAUAAAGCUACAAGAGCAGCUUGUACAACGGCAUCAGAAACUUCAAGAUGCUAUUGUGCAGCAGCAGAAAGAGCUGCAGCAGGUGCAGCAGCAGUUGCUUGUGGCGCAGCAGUUUCUUAUACAGAGCAAUCCAUUCCUGCAAAGUAUUAUGCAGCAAACGGUUCCAAAACCAGAAACUACCAUGGCUGUUUCCCAACCAGCCAUUGCCAGCACAAGUUCUGUCCGAACUACGACUGAGGAACCUGGUCUAGUCACGGACCCAUCCUCUGCAUCACGUCUGAAGAUGCUAAAUACAGGGGCCAUGGCUGCAGCCGCAUUCUUCCCACACAUGUUGCAGGCUUCAGAUCCACCACAGCAGCAGUCAGAAGGACACCAGCAACAAGGGCAAUCACAGCAAGCGCUACACCAUCAACAGGUAGCAAUAAGGAAUCAGUCAUUGUUCCAGGGUGUCUCAGUGGACCCAUCAUUAUCCAGGGUGCCAAUGCCUUCCUCAGCUCCCAUGUUCCAACCUCCUGAAGCGCUGCCCGUCAUGCAACCUGCCAUGCACCCCUUGAUGCAUCAAGGCAUGGCAUCCUGCUUCACCACCCCCAGUAUAACCACCACCAGUUUAUCCUCGCCUGGUUUGAAUGUCACCAGAAUGACCACCAUGGACGACGAAAGGUUCCUUGCCCCGGGUGGCUUGGACUCCUCCAGACUCUCUUUACCCACAAGUGCCGGGCUGUCUCGUUUGUCUCACACCCAAACUCCCUCAAACCCUCAACUCCAAGGUGCCUCUAAUGCUCAGACCUCGCCCAGGGAACAGCAGCAUUCCCCAUUUGGGGUUCUUUCCCAGUAUCAGAUGCAAAACAUGCCAAGUGAUAUGGACCAAUCUUCUAUGGAACUCAUGCAGCAACUUUUGAUGCCCCCUAGCACGCAAACAGAGCAUUGACAUCCUUUACAAGACUCGUCAAUAUUUUAAAAUGACCUAUAAUAUAUCUAAGAGUUGAUACACUCUUCUCGAAUAUGGAGACUUGGUCAUUUUUACUCAUCUGGAGCAUUGACUCAGUUGCGAGCAGUGAUUCAACAGCAAGUAGUGACUCAAUAAAGACCCACCAUAGAAAAAAAGCUCUGCCUUAAAAGAAAAAUUCACCCUUUUAAAACAUCUUCUUGAUAAACACGCCCUGUAAUGAAAACAAUUUUUGUCAUGUCUACUGAUCAGCAAUCUGCCAUAAAGCCUUGAUAGAGGUGGUUUGACGAGCCUUUGCCGUGCCUAUGAAGGCGUGAGACACUUUGAAAGAGCUAUGAAGUACCUACACGUCUACACGAGAUGAAAUAAAGAGAAUUCUGCCAGGUGACGUGCUGAAGAUGAACUGAAAAUGGCCUUCAGAGGUUAAAAACUCAAGUAGCCAGAGGAUGGGCAUGAAGUUGUUUUUUCCUUUAGAGCAGCGUUUUUUUCAGAACUAAAGGAGUCUGCUACGAAAUGCGACUUUUGCAGUACAAAGCUGGCAUUAAGCUUGGGCGAUAUCGAUUUAUUUUAUUCACGAUAUAUCGCCGACAAUAUAUCGCGAUA
Molecule: messenger RNA, 3579 nt
Organism: Asterias rubens (European starfish)
Lineage: Eukaryota; Metazoa; Echinodermata; Asteroidea; Forcipulatida; Asteriidae
Product: neuronal PAS domain-containing protein 2-like
Exons: 16
Coding region: 361-2958 (865 amino acids)
Biological process (GO): regulation of transcription by RNA polymerase II; circadian regulation of gene expression
Cellular component (GO): cytoplasm; CLOCK-BMAL transcription complex; nucleus
Molecular function (GO): RNA polymerase II cis-regulatory region sequence-specific DNA binding; DNA-binding transcription factor activity, RNA polymerase II-specific; protein dimerization activity
Source: RefSeq, a predicted model, not a curated record